This is a messenger RNA of Strigops habroptila (Kakapo), 1839 nucleotides long. It is a transcript of the gene LRRIQ4, whose product is annotated as leucine rich repeats and IQ motif containing 4. Lineage: Eukaryota; Metazoa; Chordata; Aves; Psittaciformes; Psittacidae. The record is from RefSeq and is a predicted model, not a curated record. Gene Ontology annotation, molecular function: protein binding.
AUGUCAGCGUUUGUAAAUACAGGCCUUCAAGACUCAAGGAGAUUGCUUCAUCCAGCAACCCUGACUUCACAAGUUCACCCUCUGAAUUUGGCUGUUGGGACACUUCAGAAUGCACUUGUAAGAAACACCACUGUGUUGCUUUUACAGCCUUUUAAGUAUAGCUCACGUGAUAAUAAAAGACAAAGAGGAAGCUGGCACAUAGACGGGGUCUUGAGUCUAGAAUAUCUGGAAGAGCUGCACAUGGGGAAGAACCCAAUUGUAAUCAUCCCCAGAGACAUAAAUUGCCUGGGGCAUGUGAAGGUCCUUUACUUGGAUCAGAAUCACAUACAAGAUAUAUGCAAAGAAGUGGGGAAGAUGAAAUCUCCUCUGAGCUUAGAUUUAAGUAACAAUCCCCUCUCAUGUAGCUUGCUGCAAGUUGUGUCCCUUUGUCAGCUCAGGCUCUAUAAAACAAACUUGCAUGAAAUUCCUGUGCAGAUCUGUGGAUACCUCUAUCACAUUGAACUGCUUGGCCUUUCUAACAAUCAUCUCAAGUGUCUGCCUAAAGAAAUAGUAAACGAAAAAAGAAAAAUCAAGGAAAUUUACCUCCAGAAAAAUAGACUUUAAAGUUUUCCCAAGGAGCUUUGUCAUAUCGCUAAUGCAGAAAUUAUAGAUCUAAGGCAAAAUCUAAUCAGUGUCAUCCCAGAAGAGGGAGGCUUUACGACAAACCUAGUUAAACUACUUUUAGCUUAAUAACUUAUCCUCCAUUCCUCCUACACUGCAACACUGCAACAUUGCCAGAAGCUUGCUGUGCUGGAUUUGUCUCAUAACCUCCUGCACAAGCUUCCCCUAGGUUUGAAGAAUCUCACUGAUGAGAGUACUCUGACUGCUAACAGCCUGGAGAAGUUCCCACACCAGAUCUGCUGCUGGUCGUCCCUUUCCCGCGUUUAUAUAAGUGAUAACUCCCUUGAUGAUAUUCCUAAAGGAAUAUGCACUAUAAAAAAUCUAGAAGCAUUGGCCCUGGAUGACAAUCAGAUACACGAGUUAUUUGUACCUGUGGAGCUGAAAGAACUGACAAAUUUGAAAUACCUUAGCCUGUUUGGAAACCAACUCAGUAUCUUUCCAAAAGAAAUCUUUCUCCUGGACUCAUUAGAAGGAUUAUACCUGGGACAAGAUAAAGGAAUUAAAUUCCCAAACCUGCCAGAAGACAUCAGAGAGCCCGAGUCCCAUCCUUCCAUACUUGGAAGCAGGAAUGCUCCACAUCAUUUAUUCUUUGUGCUGCAGCUGUUUGCUUUUGUGUGUUCAGGUUUGCAGAAGCUGCUCAUUCAGAACAAUCACCUGUCCCAGCUGCCUGAGGAAUUGGACAGUCUUCAGCAGCUGGAGCUGGUCCUUGGGAGCAACCCUAUGGCAGACCCUCCAACUGAAGUGUGCUGUCGGGGGACAUCUGCCAUCUGGGAAUACUUAUGGGGGAAAAAGGCAUAAAAAGGCCAUGAAGUUAAAGGUAGGGGUUUUAAGAAAGUCACCACAAUAUACGUACAAAGCCGUGCUUUUAGUAAUAGAUACUUUGCAGAAUAACCUACAGAGCACUCUAUGCAACAUCUAAAACCAUUGUUUGCAUCAGCUAUGGCAGAGCAAUACUUCUAUCACUGAUCGUGUUAAGGUAGGAUAUAUGGAACCAUUAGGAAAUACAGCACUGAGUAUCCUUCAAAAACACACCAGAAAGUUGUCACUGCCCUGCCAGGUCAGCCAGCAAGCACAGAAGAGCCCAUACAGCUUGCAAGGGAGCCUUCCUUAGUUCCUUGUCCAGUGGAAGAGGACCAGUUAGUGUGUCCAAAACCAAGUCAGAUCCUCAAAGUCAAGGCA